Messenger RNA from Alligator sinensis (Chinese alligator), 3272 nucleotides. It is a transcript of the gene FICD, whose product is annotated as FIC domain containing. NCBI's taxonomy places the organism in Eukaryota, Metazoa, Chordata, Crocodylia, Alligatoridae. The transcript is spliced from 2 exons. The record is from RefSeq and is a predicted model, not a curated record. Gene Ontology annotation, molecular function: protein binding. Bases 5 to 1294 code for a protein of 429 amino acids.
CGCGAUGGCGGUCGUGCUGGGCUCGCUGCUGGUGCUGCUGCUGUCGCUGGCGGCGGUGGAGGAGCAGUGCCAGGCCGUGCUCAAAGGGCUGGCCCUGCUGAAAAGCAAGCUGGGGGCCGGCUACGUGGGGAUCACCAAGUACGCGGGACAGACGACCGGGCUCAGCGUCACCUCAGGCGCCUUGAAGCUGCUGGUGCUGAAACCCAAAGUUUCUCCCGAAGUGAAGCUAGAAGCCAGAGCUGCUUUGAAUCAAGCCCUUGAGAUGAAACGGCAGGGGAAGCGCGAGAAAGCCCACAAGCUCUUUGCCUAUGCCCUCAAGAUGGAUCCAGAUUACGUGGAUGCCCUGACCGAGUUUGGUAUCUUUGCAGAAGAGGAGAAAGACAUCCUUCAAGCAGACUACUUGUACUCCAAAGCGCUGACCAUUUCCCCCUGUAAUGAGAAGGCUCUGAUCAACCGGGACCGGACACUGCCUCUGGUGGAAGAGAUAGAUCAGCGCUAUUUUAGCAUCAUCGACAGCAAGGUCAAAAAAGUGAUGGCCAUCCCCAAAGGCAACUCAGCCCUGCGCCGUGUGAUGGAAGAGUCCUACUACCACCACAUUUACCACACGGUCGCCAUCGAAGGCAACACGUUAACGCUCUCUGAGAUACGGCACAUCAUUGAGACCAGAUACGCCGUUCCUGGGAAGAGCCUUGUGGAGCAGAACGAAGUGAUUGGCAUGCACGCAGCCAUGAAGUACGUCAAUGCCACGCUGGUGUCCAGGAUAGGCUCUGUCACCAUCAGUGACAUCCUGGAGAUUCAUCGGAGAGUGCUGGGAUACGUGGACCCUGUGGAAGCAGGGAGGUUUAGGACUAGCCAGGUGUUUGUAGGCCACCAUAUCCCACCCCACCCUCAAGAGGUUGAAAAGCAGAUUCAGGAGUUUGUCCAGUGGAUCAACUCUGAAGAUGCCAUGAGCUUACACCCCGUUGAGUUUGCAGCCUUAGCCCACUACAAACUGGUAUAUAUUCACCCGUUUGUGGAUGGCAACGGUAGGACCUCACGCCUACUCAUGAACCUCAUACUCAUGCAGGCGGGUUAUCCUCCCAUCACAAUCCGCAAGGAGCAAAGGGCUGAGUAUUAUCAUGCCUUAGAAGUAGCCAACGAAGGAGAUGUGAGACCUUUCAUCCGCUUCAUUGCCAAAUGUACUGAGACCACUUUAGACAUGCUGCUUAUUGCCACCACAGAAUAUUCGGUGGGUUUACCUGAAGCAGACGGCAGCACUGCUGGCUACAAACAAACUAUUCCAGUCAAAACCUGAGUGUUACAGAGCCUGUCUGACUAUGGCCAAAACUAGAGAAUGUCUGGAAUAUUCAAAAGUCACUUUACUGUUCCCGUCAAGAAACAGCUCCGCAGGAAAAGCAGCAGUCACCUCUUCUAGCACUUCAUUUAUUUAAAUUCUAGUAAAUUAAUCCCUAUGUAAAACUAACUUAUUUAUUGUACCUGAUGCCAAGCUCAAAUGUGAAUUGUCGCGUUUGAAUGUGUGCUAGGACCAGCUUGUGCUUCUGGAAGGAGAAGGGGAGGACAGGCCAAAGCAAAGCCAGUGUGCCGACACUAUUCAGUGAGUUGUAGUCAACUUAGCGGCCUUGCUUUCCAAAACCUCACAGCGUUCAGCUUCCCAAGGCUUAAAUUAACACAAGGCCACUAAUUGCCUAGAUGACAAGAUUUUUGGUUACAUACCUUUGACAGGCCCAACUUUCCCCCACAGAUGUCAAGAGAGUAAGGACUGAGCUGGUUUAAAAAGCAGCAUCACUUCUGCGUGUUAGCUAAUGUUAUUCCUCCCGUCCAACGAAUAGCCCUUCUGUCACAGUUGUAGCAGUAGCCUUAUCUCCUCAGCAGAAUUCGUUCAACUGCCUUUGCAGUUGAGGUGUACAAUCUUCCCACUCCCCUGCCAGGUGCCUUUCUGCUGUCUUAGUUAACCAGCCAGUGCUAGAGGUAGCAGUUAAAAUUAGUGAGGGUAACUUCUGUUUUUAUACUUAGCAGCACUUCGUAUAGUUUCAGUUUCUUUUGGCUGGGCAAGUUUCAUACAGUGCCUGGAAAGAGGUUUUUUAGGUGGGUUUAAAUAGAAAGUCUAAUUUGGAGUUAACCGGACUGCAGGCUGCUCUUGCUCUACCUUGUGCCAAAGGACCAUAUUGUGCCACCUGCAGCAGUAGCAAAGCACACUCCCUUCAGCACAGAAUUACCAGGAAAGGAAGGGCGCCUCUGUACAAACACUCACACCCCAUGCCUGAAAGCAGCUUGCCUCUGCAGUCACAGGAGGAAAGGGUGGUUCUGCUCAGGAUUCAGUUCCAACUCCACCCUUGCUGUAGGGGGAGAGAGAGUGUUUCUCUGUAGCAGGUGUCCCGAGGCUCUCUCCACUACCAGACUAUGGUGUGUUAUCAUAACCAAAUGGGCGCAAGCUCUUUCCAAUGUUUAGAUUUUGUUUCUGGUGCUGCAGUAAAGGUGGCUGAAAGCAGGAACAGACUGGGCCCUGAUAGGAUGCUCUAAGCGGAGCACUCAAAAGACUUGUGUAACAUAGCUUCCUGGCACUUAGUCCCCAGUAACUUUUGACUAGUCUCAUUAAAAUUAUGUAAAUGCUUAAAGUGGCAAAAACCUAAUGAAAAGUUUCAGGCAGCAUCAAGACCUCUCUCAUCCCUGCUCACACCUUAAAGCAUGUGAAGCCUGUUUUUAUGCUACAGUAGCUUUUUAUAGCCUUCCUGCCCCCUACGCCAGCACCAUUAAACUGACUAGCUUGCAAGUAAGAUCUGUAAGAGAUCCGCACGCUCCAACUUGGAUGAUAUACAGCAGCUUCCCCAAGCCUGAGAAUGCUAUUAAUGUUUUACACAUCACUGACUGGCAGGGGCUCCAUGCUCACCUGUCUGCUCCUAACGUCUCCACGAGCAUAACUGCCCUGUAGCACUUCUGAGUUUUCCCCACCCCUGCCAAAGGACAAUAUCUCUCACUUGGGGCUGAAAUUUAAUAAAUAUUGCACUGGGGAGUAAGCUUUAUGACCAAACUAAAGCAGAGACCCUGUCAAGAUCUGAAGUUGCCUAUGUUAAUUCAAGCUGGUCCAUGUUUGUGUAUUAUUAUUUAACAUACUUAUUAAGGUUGACAGGGACAGCGAACAAUGCAAGUUUUUAAAAGAAAAAGCAUGCUUAUUUUUGUAGCGCGAAAGAGACGAGAAAUUCUGCACUUUAGUUAUUUGUCAAAAUGUUAUUUUUAGUAACGAUCUAAUAAAAUAUUUUGUUAUGUAAAGCUUC